This is a messenger RNA of Protopolystoma xenopodis, 213 nucleotides long. The record is from the annotation of a GenBank genome assembly. Lineage: Eukaryota; Metazoa; Platyhelminthes; Monogenea; Polystomatidea; Polystomatidae.
AUGCAGGGGAAUCUCGGCAUCAGACUUGAAGCUGUGUCUGUGUCUGGGACGACAUUAGGAGGGGACAGCUUCAUACAGCUCUGGGGCAUUAGGACGAGUUGGGUGAACGCCAUCUUUGGGCCGUUGUGGGCCCUUAAUCUAGAAUGUCUGCAGCCGGGGUUGCAAUCACAUGGUUUGUCGAAGCCCACGUGUCCAGGCCACCUCAGGGAUUAG